Messenger RNA from Scheffersomyces amazonensis, 1017 nucleotides. It is a transcript of the gene SNF4, whose product is annotated as AMP-activated serine/threonine-protein kinase regulatory subunit. Gene Ontology annotation, cellular component: nucleotide-activated protein kinase complex; cytoplasm; nucleus. Gene Ontology annotation, molecular function: AMP binding; protein kinase binding; protein kinase regulator activity. The record is from RefSeq and is a predicted model, not a curated record. Bases 1 to 1017 code for a protein of 338 amino acids. Gene Ontology annotation, biological process: protein phosphorylation; regulation of catalytic activity. The transcript has a single exon. Lineage: Eukaryota; Fungi; Ascomycota; Pichiomycetes; Serinales; Debaryomycetaceae.
AUGACUGAAGUGUCGAAUACGAUACCUUCAUCAGCUGCGCCUAAUGAUUUUAUAUUAAGUUUAUCACAAGAACAAAUAGAACAUGAUCAAAGAAUUGGUAUAAAAGCCAUUCGAUUAUUCUUACAAAGUAAAACUUCAUAUGAUGUAUUACCAGUUAGUUAUAGAUUAAUUGUAUUAGAUACUUCAUUAUUAGUUAAAAAAUCAUUAAAUAUUUUAUUACAAAAUAAUAUAGUUAGUGCUCCAUUAUGGAAUAAUCAAAAUUCUCGAUUUGCUGGAUUAUUAACUUCAUCAGAUUUUAUUAAUGUUAUUCAAUAUUAUUUUCAAUAUCCUGAAAAAUUUGAAUUUGUUGAUCAAUUAACUUUAGAUGGAUUAAGAGAUAUUGAAAAGGCUAUUGGAGUUCAACAAAUUGAAACUGUUUCAAUUCAUCCAUUUAAAUCUCUUUAUGAAGCAUGUGUUAAAAUGUUAGAAUCAAGAGCUAGAAGAAUUCCAUUAAUUGAUGAAGAUGAAAAGACUCAUCGUGAAAUUGUUGUAUCAGUUUUAACUCAAUAUAGAAUUUUAAAAUUUGUGGCAUUAAAUUGUAAAGAAACUAAAAUGUUAUUAAAACCAAUUAAAAAUAUUCAAGGUUUAGGAACUAUAAAGGAUAUUUCAACUUGUACUAUGAAUACUCCAGUUAUUGAAGUAAUACAUUUAUUAGCUCAUAAAUCAGUUUCAUCAGUUCCAAUAGUUGAUGAUCAAGGAAAAUUAAUUAAUGUUUAUGAAGCAGUUGAUAUUUUAGCAUUAGUUAAAGGUGGUAUGUAUACUGAUUUAGAUUUAAGUGUAGGAGAUGCAUUAUUAAGAAGAUCAGAAGAUUUUGAAGGUGUUCAUACAUGUACUUUAAAUGAUAGAUUAAGUACAAUUAUGGAUACAAUUAGAAAAUCAAGAUUACAUAGAUUAUUUGUAGUAGAUGAUGAAGGUAAAUUGGUAUCGGUAAUAACUUUGAGUGAUAUAUUAAAUUACAUUUUAUUUGGAGAAGAUUGA